AUGGCAGCCACUAUCUGGAAGGCUCCUUCCAAGAAGGACCAUCCCUACGUGCCACUGGCAAAGCAGAAUUCCGGCCCGCUCUGGGUUCAUCCGAAGGUUCCGACGCAGUUGCAGACGGAGUUCAGGACCAACUACGGACGUGAAGGCAUCCAGAGGCCCCCGCUGUCCUACUGCCAGACCCGCUACCUCUCCACCGGCAGCUUGAGCCGCCCCGCUACGGCAGAUGCAACUGCACUGGCUGCCAGGAGCGGCUCCGCCGUUGCUUCGUCGAUGCGCCACGAGGUUUCUUCGCGGCAGACGUAUCUGCGGCAGUCUCGGCUGUCCUCCAACGCCAGUCCUGAACAAGAGCCCGGCUACAUGGAAAGGCGAGCCUACUGCGUCUGCAGUUCGGCCAGGGGUUCGGAAUCCGGUGAGGAUGGCAUCCUCGAUCCCGCCGCCCUCUUCGCGACCUCCAGCGGGCGCUACGGCCAAGGCAGCCUACCGCGUUGGGUCAAUGACAAGAGCUGCGGCAAGCCUCAGUCCCCCGAGGUGGCCUUCGCCAGCAACAUGAUUGGCUGCGGAAUUCCUUUUGACGCUUCCAUCCGUUUCAACAAAGCUGGGGAUCUUGGUCGGUGA
This is a messenger RNA of Symbiodinium natans, 615 nucleotides long. The record is from the annotation of a GenBank genome assembly. Lineage: Eukaryota; Dinophyceae; Suessiales; Symbiodiniaceae.